Aspergillus ibericus CBS 121593 is the source of this 1669-nucleotide messenger RNA. Its product is annotated as putative MFS transporter. The transcript has 6 exons. Gene Ontology annotation, molecular function: transmembrane transporter activity. Gene Ontology annotation, cellular component: membrane. Gene Ontology annotation, biological process: transmembrane transport. The record is from RefSeq and is a predicted model, not a curated record. Bases 108 to 1385 code for a protein of 425 amino acids. Lineage: Eukaryota; Fungi; Ascomycota; Eurotiomycetes; Eurotiales; Aspergillaceae.
CUUUUCCAUCACCGUCUCCGAUGCUCUACUUAUAGAGUGGAUUACUGUUCGAUAGUUAGGGAUAGUUAGGUUGUUUCUCUCUGCUACAGCAACUUGUGAUCAACAUCAUGGCAACCGAGACCAUCGGACACGCCCCGGUCCCACCCGUGCCAGAAGGGCCCGUGGAUGUCAUCCCAGAGAAAUCGUUCUAUCUCAAACUCAUCGCAUCCGGCUUCUCCUUCUUCGUCGCUGGGGUCAACGAUGGUAGUCUCGGGUCGUUGCUCCCCUACGUGCUACAGUCCUACCAUGUCAGCACUGGAUUGGUGGUCGUCGUAUACGUGUCCACUCUCAUCGGCUGGCUCAUCGCCGCUCUCACCAAUAGCUCCCUCUGCCAGUACUUGGGUUUAGGGGCCAUGCUGGCCCUGGGGGCGGCCCUCCAGGUACUCGCUCAUGCACUGCGCGCCUGGCUCCCCCCAUUUGCGCUGUAUGCGAUCACUUUCUUCCUGGCGAGUCUGGGACAGGCCUUUAACGACACCCAUGCCAAUACCUAUGUGUCCUCGGUGAAAGCCGCCCAUCGAUGGCUCGGAUUUAUCCAUGCCAUGUAUAUGGCGGGAUGUCUGGUCGGACCGUUGGUUGCGACGGCGGUGGCCUCGGCUAAUCGGCAAUCGCAGUGGAACCUGUUCUAUCUCUUCCCGCUGGGGUUGGGGGUGAUGAAUCUGGCGCUAGUGCUGGUCGCCUUUCGCGAUCGGAUGUUUAUCGAGGCAUCAGGCCCAGCAACUCAGCGGAGUGAUAGUACCGAUUCGAGACGUCACCGUGCUGUUAGGGAGAUCAAGGAUACACUCCGAGUCCCGGCUGUCUGGCUGACGAGCUUGUAUUUCUUCUUCUUCCUCGGGGCAGCCAUCACUGCAGGGGGCUGGAUUGUCGAGUAUCUGGUGCACGUCCGACAUGGGGACGUCCAACAGAUGGGCUAUAUCCCGACCGGCUUCUACGGCGGAGCUUUUCUCGGUCGGUUAAUCCUAGCGGAACCCACUUAUCGACUCGGAGAGCGUCGCAUGGUGUUUAUCUAUGCAGCCUUGUGCGUGGGGUUGGAAUUGGUCUUUUGGCUGGUCCCCAAUAUUGCCGUCGAGGCUGUAGCGAUCUCCCUGUUAGGAUUCUUCUCCGGUCCAUUUUUCGCGACUGGAAUUUCAGUCGCCUCCAAGAUCUUCCCAGCCAAUAUACGCUCCUCGGGAAUCGCCUUCGUCUUCGUCCUGGGUCAAAUCGGCGGAUCCCUCUUCCCCGUGCUGACCGGGAUCAUCUCCUCUCAUACGGGCGUCAAGGCCUUGCAGCCCAUGUUGCUGGCUCUGCUCGCUGCCACGGGCAUCAGUUGGCUGUUGGUGCCGCAAGCUCCCCAUGUACGGGCCGACUGAGACAGCCGAAGAUGUUCAGUUCAUCACUGGGAGAUCUGACAUGCUGCCUUGGUGCCUUAUGACGCAGCCAUAUAAGGAGACGUCGCUUCAUUGCGCACCCCUGGUCUCGCUCCUCAACUAAAUAAAUCAGUAUAUAUGCUAUCUCACAGGCAAUGUACAUGACAGAUUGCAUCGAGCCAUGUCUCCACGUGGAAGAUCUCGUUAUUGAAAAUGGAUGAAUUGAAGGUUUCUUGAUAUUGCCCUGCAAUCCAUAAAAGACAUAGAUCAUCAUAAUCAUCGGACCG